Molecule: messenger RNA, 1200 nt
Organism: Phytophthora sojae
Lineage: Eukaryota; Oomycota; Peronosporomycetes; Peronosporales; Peronosporaceae
Exons: 1
Coding region: 1-1200 (399 amino acids)
Molecular function (GO): RNA binding
Source: RefSeq, a predicted model, not a curated record
AUGAGCAACCGCAACACCGGGGGCUGGGGUGCUAGUGAAACAAAGGAGCUAUCAAUCCCAAGCCAUGUUCCAGUUGGGGCGGUCAUUGGGAGAGGCGGGCAAAACUGCAGGAAGAUCCGACAGAAGCAUCGAGUUAGCUGUUUUGUUGAUGGGGAUGCCCGCAAGGUGAUGCUAAAAGGGCAUCCAGUCGGCAUGAAAGACGCGGAAGAUGAACUUGCUCAACUAUUUAAGAGUUUCACCAUCGCCAGAUCAAGUGACAACCGAGUUUUUGAAGCUGUCGCUCGUGAUGGAUCAAAAUACCGGUGGGAAUUCGUAAAGGAAAAGAACAUUUCGACCGACAAGCAAGUUCGGAAAUACCCGUACCGCCUUCAACAAGCUGGUCAAGCCGAAGAAGCGGCAGAGUUCAAUAACGGCGGUUGGAUUCAGGAAUUUAACGAAGAAGACAUGAACAGUAUUAUGGCGUAUCUCGACAAGAGCCAAACGUUGCCUGAGCUACCGGUCAAGAUCAAGAUCGGGUUUGGUAAAUCGUGCUUUUGCCCCAUAACGCGCCGAUUCCCUGCUUCGACUGUAUCUUGGACCAAUCUUCAAAAGCUUCAGCAGCACGAGCACUUCGUUACGCGCUGGUCCAAUGUUUUUGAUCGAUCGGCACCGUCUGUCGGGGCCUUGCUCAAGGAGCUCGAACUGCAGGUGGGCAAGGAUGCACUCCCAAAAACUACGAUACUUGUUAAUCUUACUGACAAGCAGGGUCAAUCGUACGACAUCAAAUACCAUGUAGUGGAUGGCAAGUGGCAGUUGCACAACGCGCAUGAAAGACGCAUCGUGCACGGCUCAAACGAUGUGAUUUUGGACAAUGAGACUUCCUUCCGCGUCCGUGCAGCUUCCCGCAAGAAAAUGUCUGACCGGGACGCAGAUGACUUCCAUCGCCAUCUCAUUAUCUCUGUCCCAGAGAAUGGAGACUUCUUUGGUACAGAGGUGAAUUUGAGCCGACCGGCGCCGGUCGGGUUGUUUAUCAGGUCGGCGGAUCCGAAGGUCAACGUGGAGAUGGAGAGUAAAGGGCUGCAAUUUACCAUCUUCUACUUGGAUGAGAGUCGCAAGGAGUUCCGCCUCGAGUGUCGUUUGCCAAGCGGGGACAAGCAAGACGUGAAUGCUAAGGGCAAUGAGUGUCAGGUGCUGCUGAAGAAGGUGCUAGCCGAUAUGUGA